Molecule: messenger RNA, 291 nt
Organism: Brettanomyces bruxellensis
Lineage: Eukaryota; Fungi; Ascomycota; Pichiomycetes; Pichiales; Pichiaceae
Exons: 1
Coding region: 1-291 (96 amino acids)
Biological process (GO): intra-Golgi vesicle-mediated transport
Source: RefSeq, a predicted model, not a curated record
AUGUCGAGGGCAUCGCAAUUAGAACAAGAAAAUGACCAGCAGUUCCACAUGCUAGCCAAUAAGAUUUCGACUUUCAAAGAUAUCGCCAAUGAGAUCAAUGGAUAUGCACAAGAGGAUUCCACAACAUUAAACACAAUGUCAGGAACAAUGACAAGGCUCUCUGAUGAGAUAAAGCAUGGUGCACAUAAAUUAAAGAGAGUCGUGAAUUCGAAUCCGAAAAUGACCAGAAUGGUUGCCAUUGGUGUUGGAGUUUUUAUUGUGCUAUACAUUACAUUCAACCACUUUGUGUGA